AUGUCUGGUGUUGGGUUCCACACGCACACUCUUGUGGUCGAGUGUCGAAUGGCCAAGGACGAUGAUGACGAUACGGUGCUGGUCAGUCUUGCUUUCGACGCCAACCUGCUCUCGGAACAGCUCGUACAGGCCAUCGGUGUCCAGUUUGAACAUGUGCUGGGACAGAUUAUGCAAGCGGUAUCACCCUCAGGCCUCAGGCGGAGGACGAAGCUCGCCGAUCUCAGACUCGUGUCAGAGGAGGAACGCACGCGGCUUCUCGCGUGGAACUCCCCCGGUGACGGAUCAAACUUCCCUGUGGCAGUGAUGGAGUGUGCCCACGAGGUGAUUGAACGCCGCGCCGAAGAGAACCCUGACGAUGCCGCCGUCGUUUCGACCGAAGGAGGGGUUGAGUUUACGUUCCAACAACUGGAUCGCGCUGCCGGCCGUCUGGCUGUGCAUCUUAGGUCUUUGGGUGUGGGAGCCGACAGCUUUGUGCCGUGUUGUUUUGAAAAGUCUCCACUCUAUGUCGUCGCCCAGCUAGCCGUUAUGAAGGCUGGAGGCGCGUUUGUCCCGGUCGAACCUUCGCAUCCCGAAGCUCGACGACUUGAUAUCAUCCGGCAGCUGGGGGGAGAUAGUGGUGCUGUCAAGGUCCUUCUAGUCACGCCGACAACGGUGCAGGUCUUUUCCGAGUCCUCGCUCAAAGACGUAGCCUCGGCUGUCAUCGAGGUGCUCAUCGCCUGA
Molecule: messenger RNA, 720 nt
Organism: Pyricularia grisea
Lineage: Eukaryota; Fungi; Ascomycota; Sordariomycetes; Magnaporthales; Pyriculariaceae
Exons: 2
Coding region: 1-720 (239 amino acids)
Biological process (GO): amino acid activation for nonribosomal peptide biosynthetic process; secondary metabolite biosynthetic process
Cellular component (GO): cytoplasm
Molecular function (GO): phosphopantetheine binding
Source: RefSeq, a predicted model, not a curated record